AUCAAGUGGCACGCUGUUUCCAGAGCAGCUUCAUUACAGUAUGACAACUCAAGUCACAACGGCUUGGUUCCCUAAUAAAUACUUGCUUCAAUCCUAUAUGUCACAUCUGUCUCUUGCUAGUAAAAUUUAUCCUAUAGAAAAAGCAUGGCUGUUCUGAGGAGAUCAUAUGGUUACUCAAAGGUGGAUAAGGAAGACCAAGAAGAGAUGAGUCAUCGACGAGCACAGUUCUUGAUCUACAAAGUGCUGGAACAAGCAGAUUCUAGACGAAAAUCAUCGUAUCUACGAAUCAGAUUGUGUAGGCCAAAGGUGAAGAUUGGGAGAAGAUUGAAGAAGUUAAGGAAGAGUGCAUUGGUUUGUAUUUCUGCAGCAAAAGUUGGUGUUUACAAGCAGGUUGUUAAUCAUUUGAAAACUUGGAGACGCUUGUUUAACCUUGGUGAUGGAGCCAUUGCCAGCCUUCCUCUUCCUUUUUUUUCUGUUAAAACCAGAGCUUUCCAGCAGCUAUAG
Durio zibethinus is the source of this 504-nucleotide messenger RNA. NCBI's taxonomy places the organism in Eukaryota, Viridiplantae, Streptophyta, Magnoliopsida, Malvales, Malvaceae. The record is from RefSeq and is a predicted model, not a curated record.